AUGUCGGGCCGCAAAAGAAAAGCAGAGAGUCAAAGGACGCGUCCCGCGGUUGCUUUCGAAGAGCCCAUGCACAUAACCAUGGCUUCACGAACAGCAGCAGCUCCGCAGCCCAAUGUGUUGAUGCGGAUUUGGAAUGGGAUCGCGAGCUGGGUCUACCCGUAUACACAGCCGGAUAUGAUAUCUGAAUCGAAGGAAGAGGAGGCUUUCGCGGACAGUCAUAUUCAAUCGUCAAUUCAACGACUCGAUGGCACAGUCACUCACAAGCGGCAAAGAACGCGACGAAUAGAUGGAAAUGCCAGACCGAAGUCAGCGAACGACGCGAAUCGCGCGAGACAGGCGCCAACAACUCUUGCUAAGGGCCCAAUAAAUUUUGGAAAUGCUCGAGAUGACGGAGAGAGGGUGCGAAUACUGGACCACUAUUGGGAGCCUCCUAAGCUCGGAUUCGGAUCGACAAAGAUGUUUCCAGAAGCCAAGACAUCAGAAGAGGACUCUGGUCUUGACAGCCUCGACGAGUCUCUGAAUAGCAUGCGUCUCGAUGCUGAUGCAUCACAAGCGUCUCCAUCACUACGCGACUCCGUACGGCAGUACGAAAGUUUUAUGCCCAGGAGGCCUUACGAUAAUCCACUCAGGACCUCGCAAUCGCUUCCUCGAAGUAUAGUCCGCCCAUCCAAAUCGACAGGCAAUUUAGGUCGGGAUGAUUGCAUCGAGACAAUUUUUGACGACGAUUACAGAUUUGAAGGCUUGAGAAUUUCGGACCGAAAGAAAACUGCCCUUGAAGUGUUGAGAAAGGAAAAGGAACGCCGAUUGUUGGAGGAAAAGCGGAAGGCUGCAAAACAACGGCGACUUAUCCGGCAGGCACCACUAAAACCUCUAAUUCAAGCACUUGAUACGAAAUGGAACGAUCGAGUCACUGAAAUACAAUACUCUCGAGAAUUGCUACGAAUUCUGACCAAAUCUUUCGAAGGCACAGAGCUGCGAGUGAAAGAUUUCGGGACACUGCUGGGAAAUAGAGCUUGGCUCAAUGAUGAGAUCAUCAAUACCUAUAUCGAAUGGAUUGUCAUAGCAGCCAACAAAGCAGCGAUCGCCGAAGCAGAGGCAGCUGGAGAACCUGUCUCUACUGUGCCCAAGUUCCUUGCGCAUAACAGUUUCUUUUGGAACAAUUUAAGGGAUAAAGGCCCCAAGAGUACGGAAAGGCUUAUGAAGAGGAAAAAGGUCCCAGGUACAUCUCUGCUAGAAGUCGACACGGUCUUCAUCCCUAUCAACAAAGGUGCUCAUUGGACAAUUGGACUCGUUCGCCCUGUUGCCAAGACAAUUGAGUAUCUUGACAGUAUGGGAGGCCGAGGAGCAGAUGUGAUUCCAGUGCUGAGGGAAUGGGUCAAGAACCAAUUGGGAUCACAAUACAUAGAGAAGGAGUGGACAGUACCUCAAACACCAGUUGCUUAUCAGUCUAACAGUUAUGACUGUGGAGUGUUCGUCUGCACAAAUGCUUUCUGCGUUGCCCUUGGGCUCAGCCCAGACUGUUACCAUGAGCGAGAUUUGACGCAACAACGGAAGAAUAUUGCUGCCGUAUUGUUGAACAGAGGCUUUGAGGGGGACUUUGGCUGGAAUUCGGAAGGGUUUCUGGGAUGA
This is a messenger RNA of Cadophora gregata, 1629 nucleotides long. RefSeq lists its product as uncharacterized. The transcript has 3 exons. The coding region runs from base 1 to 1629 and encodes 542 amino acids. Gene Ontology annotation, biological process: protein desumoylation. Gene Ontology annotation, cellular component: nucleus. Lineage: Eukaryota; Fungi; Ascomycota; Leotiomycetes; Helotiales; Ploettnerulaceae. Gene Ontology annotation, molecular function: deSUMOylase activity. The record is from RefSeq and is a predicted model, not a curated record.